Molecule: messenger RNA, 1769 nt
Organism: Brassicogethes aeneus
Lineage: Eukaryota; Metazoa; Arthropoda; Insecta; Coleoptera; Nitidulidae
Source: the annotation of a GenBank genome assembly
AUAACCUUAAAAUUUUUGUAAAACUUCAAUAUGUUUAAAAAACCGUUUAAAGUAAAAAGUAACACUCAAGUUAAGGGAUCUGAAAGAAAAUUAUUCAAAGAAUUAGUUUUAAAAUCAUUUCCAGUGUUGACAGAAGAAGAAUUCAACGAUUUUUUGCCGAAAAAGGAGGUUUUAAACACUGUUAAGGUACAAACAUGGGAAGGAGAGGUGGUGCAAGUGUACACAGUGCAAAAAGUCCCGAUGAUAUUCGAUGUAAGGGGAGUUUGUUACCCAACAGUGUAUUUUCUUUGGAAGUUUCCGAAGCUCUUGUAUGCCUUUACAACCCACUCUCAGGUGACGAAUUUUAUAUUGCAAGGCGCCGACUUAAUGCUGCCAGGGGUGACGAGCCCACCACACCAGUCAGGGCUGCCAAAGUACGGAAAUUUAAACGAAAAUAAUUUGUGCUACGUCAAUCUGCUGAACAACGUGGCAGCUAUUGCUGUCGGGUUAGCAGCCCAAAGCUCUCAGUCGAUGGUUUUUGCUAAUGGGCGGGGUAGGUGCGUUAAAAUCAUGCAUUAUUACGGUGAUAAAUUGUGCUGUGGCGAUGGUGUGCCUAAAUUGUCAGUGCCUAAUUUAGGCCCACCUGAAUGGCUGGUUUCUAAAGGCUAUGAUGAAGAUUUUCCCGCCUUGGGGCAAGAAUCACAACCUGAGAAAAUCACGGUAGAAGAACCCAGUGAAAAAGUGGUGGAAAUUGUUGAAAAUACGACAGAAGAAAAUAUUGAAAACGAAGAACAUAAUACCGAAGUUGAUUCAGUGGAAAAACAGGAUGAGUUGUUGAAAUAUUGUUUUUUGGUGGCUGUUAAAUACUCAAAGACUUUAACUUUACCCUGUCUAACGUCGAAUUUCUUCAAAUUACACAUGUUACCUGCCUGUCCUGAAGGAAAAAGUCUGGAUUUAAAAAAAUCUUCCUACAAGAAAUUAAAACCUUUUUUGGAAAAAAUGGUAGAGUUGCGUGUUAUAACAAUAAAAGAAAUUAAAAAAGGCGUGGAAGCCAUAACUGCCGUAAGCAAGGAGUGUUCAGUAUUUUCGGAAUUUUAUAUAACACCUGAGUUUAGACCUAGGAAAGACAAUGAAGUGGAGACAACAACCAGCGUUGUAGAAUCCUACAUAAUCACAGGAAAUGUGCUGCCAAUUUUUCAAAAAGAAGGUUUCCAGAAGGGUGAUACUGUAUUGGGCACAGACGUGAGAAAGUAUGUUGCAAAGUAUGUUAAGGACAAUAAUUUCCAAGAUGAUGAAAACCCAAAACUUGUAAAACCCAAAGAAAUUCUUAGAACAAUAUGCAAAUCGGAAUCGCCAAUAACAUGGGAAGAAUUAGUGGAAAGAGUAUGUGAAAGCAUGAAAAAUUGCUUCAAAGUUUCGUCUGGUGGUGGGGAGGAGAUGUUUAAUAAGGGAAAAGUCUCUCCCAUUAAUAUUUCAGUAUCAGUGAGAUCAGGAAAUAAAAAAGUGACUCUAAUGGAUAACUUGGAACUUUUCGGAAUAAAAUUAUCAGAAUUCGCCAAGGAAUGCCAGCAUGGGGUGGCAGCUAGCACUAGUAUAAGCAGACCACCUGGAAAGAAGUGUGACCAACUGCUAGUGCAAGGAAACCAAGUUAUUUUUGUCUAUAAUUUAUUGAUUGAGAAAUACAAGAUUCCCAAGAAGUAUGUUAAGGGUUUAGAGAACGCCCCCAAAAAGAAGAAAUAAAACAAUGUAUUUAUUUUUGAGAUGAUAUUUUAAUAAAAUUUCCCGUAUAA